AUGCGCUUCAUAUUUGGCCCUAACGUCCAACCCAUGGAUUGUUACCCAGAAUCACGUUAUGACCACAAGGACGGCCUGUUCUUCACAACUGUCGAAUACGACUGCAGUGACUGGGGCAUAUUGGAAGGGCAAGCAAUAUUUGAGUCCAACCUGAGCCCUGCAUCAGGCCCACUUGCUAUCAACUAUACGGUAUGCACUACCUCCUGGGGCGCGAAUGCGGUGUGGCCAAGCUGCUCGCUACUACCACCAGAUCAUACCCUGCUUCAUGGGACAGAGAGUUUGAAGUCGGAAAUAUCAGGUCGGAACGUCGAGAACGAAGGCCUGCUACGAAUCCUUGUCCGGAAUAGCGUACCACGGAAUUAUCAGUCAAAUGUGCAUGUCCCUGGCACCAAUCAAAUCGCUGUUAUGGUCUUCACGUGCGAUAGAAGUCGAGAUUCUUCCCAGCAUGGCACAUGGGAGAUGCAUAACCACAACUACCAGAAGCCAGUUCGUGGGACAAUUAAUAUGAAGCACUCUGUCGUGCUUGGUAACAGAGACCCGAUAUCCAGCUUGAUAGAAGAGUAA
Messenger RNA from Parastagonospora nodorum SN15, 564 nucleotides. RefSeq lists its product as hypothetical. NCBI's taxonomy places the organism in Eukaryota, Fungi, Ascomycota, Dothideomycetes, Pleosporales, Phaeosphaeriaceae. The transcript has 2 exons. The record is from RefSeq and is a predicted model, not a curated record. Bases 1 to 564 code for a protein of 187 amino acids.